Gamsiella multidivaricata is the source of this 2056-nucleotide messenger RNA. RefSeq lists its product as uncharacterized. The coding region runs from base 156 to 1757 and encodes 533 amino acids. The transcript is spliced from 6 exons. The record is from RefSeq and is a predicted model, not a curated record. NCBI's taxonomy places the organism in Eukaryota, Fungi, Mortierellomycota, Mortierellomycetes, Mortierellales, Mortierellaceae.
UUUGCUGACCUAAAAGAACGUAGACAGACUCUGCAUGCAUGCACCAUCAGCGGCAGGACACCAUUUGCAGAUGCCACCGGACCCAGAGGAGACGCCAUGCAGGGAUGUGGAGGAGUAUCUCAGCGACGAAAGUGAGAACGACGAUGUGAUCGACAAUGAUCUUGAGCUCUUGCGUCUUUUACGCAGUCAGAACGUAUCUCUGGAAGAUCUCGUGCCAACCCAGCCCACCAAAUCAGCGCGUGUCUCUAGCCAAGCAGACGACAUCCAUAGCAGCAAGGAUACCAAUAUUUCUCCUGCUACAAGACAUAUUAAAGGACAAUACGUUGCAGGAUAGUGCCCAGCAAAAUGACACCGGUAUCAAUUCUAUGGACUUGAGGACGGAGGACGAUGCCAUCGAUACACCCUACAUCACCACGGAGGAGAGAGCUUCAUUAACGAAAAUGAUUCGAGACCAGGCGGCCAAGGCUCUAACAAUUAAUAGGAAAUAUCAGAAAGCAGCGUUGCAGCAGCUCCAGGAGGUAGAAAAAGCGUAUGCCAGGAACAAGGCGCUCGGGGCUCAACUACAAGCCCUGAACGACAGACAGGAGGCGGUAGAGCGCGCUCCACUCAUUCUUUCCACAACUAAGGCUCGGCUUGGCCCCCCGUAUUUCGUGGAUAGAGAUGGCAAGACACCUCCUGAUAAUGAAGACACAAUCAGGCGAAAGAAGCGCCCUCUGAUUGUCACCGGAAAGAUGAGGAGGUGGACGGAUCAAGAACGGGAGAGCCUCAAGGCUGGCGUCAUAUCUGAGAACAAGCGGAUUCUUUUCAAUGAGUUCACGAAAGCUGGUAACGAGGCUGGCAUUCGGUCUCUGCAAACGGCUGCGGAUAUUCAAAUGAUGCUCAACACGCAGGGACUGAACUGGUCUCGGAUCUCUCAACGAUUUGUCGAUACACGGACAGCCUCAGAGUGCCUCAUUCAGUGGGCAGGAAACGACCAUCCUGGUAUUAACAAGGCAGAAUGGUCGAGCGAUGAGUUUGCAAAGCUGGAGGAUCUAGUCAAGAAACACCAAGGGCACAAUUGGGUCCAGAUCGCGCUAGAUCUUCGCACGGACCGGACAGGCGCGCAGUGCUUCAGGCAGUAUCAAACCAAAAAGAUGACGAAGCAAAUAUCCAAAGAGCCCUGGACUGAGGAGGAGGAUGGGGUCUUAAAGGAGGCAGUGGAAAUGUUGGGCGAGAGGAGCUGGCAGCAAGUCUCUUAUUGUUUUGAUAACCGAUCGCCCGCUCAGUGCAUGGAGCGCUGGAAAAAGAGCUUGAACCCGUCGAUUCGCCGUGGUCGCUGGCUGGAGGAGGAGGAUGGGGCCCUUAGAGCUGCACUGAAGGUGUAUGGUGAAGGACGCUGGACCAAGGUUGCGCAGCAUGUUCUUGGAAGGACAGAUAUUCAAUGUCGAGAACGAUAUUUGAACGUGCUUUCACCAAAUCUCAAAAUGGGGCCCUGGACAGCCGAAGAAACUGAACUCCUGGCGAACCUUGUCAAGGAACAUGGAGACAAGAAGUGGGCCUUAAUAUCAUCUCACAUAGAGGGUCGAACCGACAAUCACUGCUCAGCGCCUCACUUCAAUAAAGCAUUUUCCUGCGUGCGAAUCCAUUCUUGCUCAGGAUUGAAAGUGAAGCAGAAAGCCAGUGUUUGCCGGGUCGUUCCCAAGCGUUGCUAUGGUUCCAUACUUUUUAAACAUGCUGUCUUCGUAACGGGCUGUCGUCGUCGUUGGUCAGAAGUGUAAAUGGUGCACAUUAGUAGAUAGUUGCAGUUGGCCUGAAAAAGUCUAGGCUUCACAUGAAGAAACAAAAAUGCGUUCAGAAUUGGUCAAGGUCGUCCCUGAUCUGGCUAUAAGGAGCCUCUUUCCGCUGAGUUGAGUACACCAAGUGAUACAGCACAGCCGGAACAUUCCUGUAAAAUGCUGCUUUCGGCACCUGAUUGCCCAUGCCGGUUUACUAUAGCCUCAGCCCUCCACCUGCCACAUAUAUUAAUUAGUAAACUUUAGGCACCACUUCACUGUUUGUAACGGCCUCAAAGAGUGGC